Penicillium longicatenatum is the source of this 1446-nucleotide messenger RNA. RefSeq lists its product as uncharacterized. The transcript is spliced from 3 exons. NCBI's taxonomy places the organism in Eukaryota, Fungi, Ascomycota, Eurotiomycetes, Eurotiales, Aspergillaceae. The record is from RefSeq and is a predicted model, not a curated record. The coding region runs from base 1 to 1446 and encodes 481 amino acids.
AUGUCGCAGCCACAACAUUACCCAUCUGUACCUCGCGAGAGUACGCUCAGCCAACUCCCGGCAGAAUACCCCACCGACACUCAAGACCAAAUCUCCCAGAUCCUCGCAACCGCGACAAUCAAUCGGCUCGUCGUUCUAGAUGACGAUCCAACCGGCACACAAACCUGCCACGAUAUCAAUGUCCUCGCCGUCUGGGACAUCCCAACUCUAACAGCAGAAUUCCAAUCCGAUUCCGCAGGAUUCUUCAUCCUAACAAACUCUCGCGCUCUCCCACCUAAAGAGGCCGAAGCUCUAAUCCAAACAAUAUGCAAAAACGUCUCCUCAGCCGCCCAAUCCACCGGCAACAAGGUCGACAUUGUUCUCCGCGGUGACAGCACACUACGUGGCCAUUUCCCGCUAGAAACAGACGUCGCUCAGUCCGUCUUCGGACCCGCAGACGCACUAGUCCUAGCACCAUUCUUUUUUCAGGGUGGCCGGUACACUAUCAAUGAUAUACACUAUGUUGCAGAAGGAGAUCAGCUUGUUCCAGCGGGCUCAACACAAUUUGCGAAAGAUGCCACAUUCGGGUACAAGAGCUCCAAUCUACGCGACUACGUGCAAGAAAAAGCGGCCGGGCGGUUCUCAAACGGUCAAUUGCACUCGGUGACUAUCGGUGAGAUUAGGCGUGGUGGUCCUCAAGCCGUUUGUGAGAAAUUGCUCGCUUCGCCGGCCGGUGGUGUGGUGAUUGUCAAUGCAGCCGCGGAAUCCGAUAUGCACGUCUUUGUCGCGGGUUUGUUGCUCGCUGAAUCAAAGGGUAAACACUUCCUCUACCGUACCGGUGCAGCAUUCGUCUCAACAAGACUCGGUAUCCGCUCUAAAGCCCCCAUCACCGCGACCGAGCUCAAACUCCCCUCGCCACGCCAAACAGGUGGUCUUAUUCUUGCGGGCUCCUAUGUUCCAAAGACAACCGCUCAACUCAAAGUGCUAACAGACCGCCGUGGAGGUACGGGGAAACUCGCAAUUAUCGUAAUCAAAGUCGAUGAGCUCAUCGCUUCGCCUGAGACGGCGGAGGAGACCGUAUCGCGUGUCGUGAAGGAUGCGGAAGCGCAUCUAAGUGCCGGAAUGGAUACGCUAGUUAUGACUAGUCGGAAGCUUAUUACGGGGAUUGAUGAGCUUUCGUCGUUGAGCAUUGGAGCUGCUGUUGCUGAGGCACUUGUCAGUGUUCUACAGCGGAUUGAAGUACGACCUAGAUAUAUUAUUGCUAAGGGUGGUAUUACCUCUUCUGAUGCUGCGACAAAGGGCUUGAAUGUUAAGCGUGCUUUGAUUGUUGGUCAAGCUGCUCCUGGUGUGCCUUUGUGGAGGUGUGAUGAGCCUACCUCUCGGCAUCGGGGUGUGCCUUUUGUUGUUUUCCCUGGUAAUGUGGGUGGGGAGGAGACUCUUUGUGAAUUGGUCGACGGUUGGAGUUAG